GGCUUCCCCAGUCACAUGGGCUUUGUGUGUGAGUUUAAAAGAUCCCAAAUCCUGAGGACUUGUCAGUGCAGUGAGGAGACUUGAGGUGCUGAUGUUACAGACAAGGGGAGACACCAGGAGACCCCCAGACCUACAGUCACUGCAACUACCUGAGGAUUUGCUGCUGCUGAUGAUGAUGAUGGAAGGUCCUGCUGCUGCUGCUGCUCAAGGAGGGCACAUUAAUGAGAGAAUCUGAGGCUUUCUUUCCUAACAUGAAACUCCAAAGGAAAUCCCAUUAAAGAUACUCACAGCUGUUCUGCUCAGUAAAUCGUCUCCUGCAUUCUCCCCAAAGUCUGCGCUCCAGUCUAUGAACUGACUCAGGGACACGAGAUGGCAAAUCCUGUGACCUCAGGCCAGUGUGUUCUUCUGUCAGUGACAAUGAUGAUGAUGAUGAUGAUGGUAUCGGCUCAGCGACGUGGCCAGGAAGUCAAGUCAAAAUCUCGCCCCCUGUCGACAGAUUAUUUGUUUCAAGAGCGACUUCAGUCCCAGCGAGCAGGCAGGAGUUCCCAAAGAGAACCCCAUAUCCAGUACGAGCAGACGGGCUCUGACGCUAUUCUUCGCUGUGGGUCGGUGGAUCAGGACGCUGCAGUAACGUGGACUGUAAAUGGGACAGAUAUUGAGAAGCCCCAUCUGAACGGCUCCUCUUUGCUUCUGCACAAUGUGAACUUGUCUCACAGCGGCUACUACUCGUGCUUUGAGGGCUCCUCCUGGAAGCUGUGGCAUCAGACCAGCCUACGGGUGGGCAACCCUCCCAGGGAACCCGUACUCAUGUGCCGAUCCAACAACUACCCGUCAUCAUUCUACUGCAGCUGGCACCUCCCUUUCCCUACCUUCAUCCCCAAUACCUUCAACAUCACAGUCAUGCAUGACUCGAAGCAGCUGUACUGUGAGAAGGACCCAUUCCCCAAAAACAGGUGCCACAUCAAAUACAGCCGCUUGUUCUCUAUCCAGAAGUACCAGGUGACUGUGGUGGUGACCAACGCACUGGGGAAGAACUCAACUAGCAUCAGUUUUGAUGAGUUCUCCAUAGUAAAGCCGGACCCCCCAGAGAAUGUGGUGGCUAAGCCGGUACACAAUAAUCCGCGCCGGCUUGAAGUCACUUGGCAGAUCCCGUCUACUUGGCCAGAUCCAGAUUCCUUUCCACUCAAGUUCUUCCUACGCUAUAGGCCUCUCAUCCUUGACCAAUGGCAGCACGUGGAGCUGUCGGAAGGAACGUCGCACACCAUCACGGACGCCUACGCGGGGAAGGAGUACAUCAUCCAGGUGGCAGCGAAAGACUACGAGAUUGGCACGUGGAGCGACUGGAGCGUGGCCGCAUACGCCACCCCAUGGACAGAGGAGCCCAAGUACAUCACCACAGAGUCACAGAAAACAGUAGAAACAACAACAAGAAUCACAACCACCAGCACUUACGUGGUGCCGCCAUCUACCAAGGUGUGUGAGCCGGACUCUGUUAAAGGUUCCGCAGUCAGAGUUUCGUGGCUCCCUGCACUGGUACUGACAUCAGUUGGGAUUUUACUAAUAUGAUUUCCGCUAAAGAAAGAAUUUUAACAUUUCUUUCUCUAUUUUGCACAUGUUACGGACGGAAGCAAAUUUUUUGCAUUUGAUCUUCAUUUUUAUUUUCUUUUUGAUGGACAAGUCCAAUGACAUUAAGGUUGGCUCCGCCUGGGAAAUAGGGAAAACAAAUGUAAGGAAAUAAUGGGGAAACAAAAUUGUACAAAAAGUUGAAGAAACUCAACAUUACCAUAAAACGUGGAUCUGUCGCGGGAAGCACCUGCAAAUAAAGAAGAGCUUCACAGAAACUUCUGGAACAAAUUCACAUCUCGCACAGCAUGUUGGUUGGAGGCUGGACAACGUUUUUGGAAAAACUUUGGGGUGGACUGGUCUUAAAUAAAGGAAUUAAAAUAAAGGAAUUGGAAUCAAAAAUGAAGGGCCGCUAAGAUCGUCAUAGAUCAUACAGCUAUAGCGUCAUGCCAAAGACAGCUUUCUUUCCCACAAUGCUGUGCUUCCCAAGACACUCCCCAAAACUUCUCCUUUUUGGUUAAAAAAAAUAAAAAGCAAAAACACCCGGAGCAAAGCUUUCUGGGAUACUCUGAGCCACAGUUCAUCUGCUCUAUAAUAGGAAACAUCUUUCUUUAUGGGCAAUUUAUUUUUCUCCUUUCUUGAUGGAUUUCUGUUUUUUUUUUAUUUGGAGCAGAAUGUUUUCAGAACUUUCGUAAACUUUCUUAUGAUACUGUGCGUCAAUUUGAUACCACGGACACAUCGAUUGUAUUGUUUGGCUGGGUUUGUAGUCAAGCAAUCGCUGGGAACUUCUUCCAAAAAGAGAAUUAUGUUCCCACGAGGAGAUAAAAAUGUUUAAAAAAAUAAAAAAAAAAUUAUCCCGGAGAGAGAAACAUUUUUAUUACACAGAACAGUCGGAGAUUUAUUGUGAAACUCCCAGAGACCUCUCCAGCAAGGGUUCAAUGUUUCAGACUCAUGAGAUUCCUGGAGACAAUUCCUUCGCUGUACAGCUGUCUCACGCUUUUCAGCAGAAAUGUUGCACUCUUGUCUAUUUUUUUGAUGUUUUUGGGUUGUUAUAUUUGACUCUGGUUAUGAUCAGAUUGAGAAAAUAUUGUUGGUCGGGAUUCAGUCUGACAGUCGUAAGCUCAAUAAAAAAAGAGUCAGUGGUUUGCUGAGA
This is a messenger RNA of Xenopus laevis (African clawed frog), 2716 nucleotides long. It is a transcript of the gene cntfr.S, whose product is annotated as ciliary neurotrophic factor receptor S homeolog. The transcript is spliced from 12 exons. The record is from RefSeq and is a predicted model, not a curated record. Bases 370 to 1566 code for a protein of 398 amino acids. Lineage: Eukaryota; Metazoa; Chordata; Amphibia; Anura; Pipidae.